AUGAUCAAGUUGUUGGUGGUGCUAUUGUUGAGUUCGUGGCCUUUGAGUGGUCGAUCAGCCAGUAAGUUGCGUCCUUCGGGCCCAUCCUCUGAUUCAAGUGUCCAAUUGUUUCUUCCUUCCCAACAUUGCCUUGAACGGUGGGACAUACGAUGAGAUCGAGACCGGUGACCUGAAUGUCUGUUGUAUUGUCUGUGCCCGCGAUCCCUGUUGCAUUGCGUAAGUUGCUCUAUAUCAGGUAUUAAAUACAUCAUUGUAAGCCGUCUUUUAUGUCAUCUUUUGAUGGAUUACUCCCUAUUAUUGUUUACUACAUGUAUUGUUUCAUAAUGUAAUAUUUUAUUGAUUUCAGAUAUACGUUUGAUAAGUACAAGAAUCGGUGUUACUUGAAGGCAGCUAUCACAGACUCAGCGAAGACCCCAACAUUCACAAGUGGGAUUAAGGCAAACGAAUUCUCAGGUAAAGGUUCGAAUAUGUUCAAAUCUCUGGAUUUAGGUCAAGCAGGGAUCUUAAAAAACAUAAAGAUCUUUGGGGGGACGACAACUACUGUCAGACUACCAAAUAACGAUGAUUGUAUGCAAUAUUGUACAGGUAAAAGAAGUCACGAUUGUUUUUGCUGAAGAAUUGUGUUUGUGCAAGCUUCAUGAAUCACAUGACAGACGAGUGCUGUUUAAGGAAGUUACAAUCUAUUUACAGCUUAUGGAAUGUCCUCAUAUUCUCCGCCGACCGAAGGGAGUGGAGAGACCGAUGGGGAGUGUGCUUGUAUGUCGCGGAUCUCUUCGUUGGAAUACAAUUUCGGGGCACGAUCGGCCAUCUUCCCCGCAGGGGUCAGUCUCCCCGAAUUGGGGAAAAACAAAAGACGGAACUGA
Bursaphelenchus xylophilus (pine wood nematode) is the source of this 863-nucleotide messenger RNA. NCBI's taxonomy places the organism in Eukaryota, Metazoa, Nematoda, Chromadorea, Rhabditida, Aphelenchoididae. The record is from the annotation of a GenBank genome assembly.